Messenger RNA from Branchiostoma floridae (Florida lancelet), 2844 nucleotides. Its product is annotated as leucine-rich repeat and immunoglobulin-like domain-containing nogo receptor-interacting protein 2. The coding region runs from base 336 to 2423 and encodes 695 amino acids. Gene Ontology annotation, cellular component: extracellular matrix. The transcript is spliced from 2 exons. The record is from RefSeq and is a predicted model, not a curated record. Lineage: Eukaryota; Metazoa; Chordata; Leptocardii; Amphioxiformes; Branchiostomatidae. Gene Ontology annotation, molecular function: protein binding.
AUUAAAAUCUCAAUCUAAAGGGCAAUAGAAGUACGCAAUUGCUGGUUUUGCCUGAUACUAGUAUCUACGGGAGCUAAGACAAUCCUAUAUACGGAACUUAUAUUUUGAACAGGGAUGAGGCACAGAUACAUCACAGAAGUUGACUUGAUCUAGCUAAAUACACACGCGCAGUAGUUCGUCUACGCAGAUACGGCUUCUGUUUAUUCUGUAUACGUAGUCUCAAAGGCCACAUUGCUGAGCAAAUACCACAGCACAGUUCUGUUUGGUUACAAUCCUGUGCCGCUCCAGCUUAUAUACGAAGUCUUUCUGGAGGAUUCUUGUCCUUGUUGGCAACAAUGUUGACGACAAUGUUGACGACAAUGGCGACCGUCCUGCCACACUUGCUCCUGCUAACCUUUGCCCCCAUGGUAAGCCUGGCCUGUCCACACGGGUGCCAGUGCUACAGCGACGUGCCCUCGGUCCACUGUUACUACCUGGGGAUCACGGCUGUGCCCUCGGGCUUCCCUCCCAACACCACACUCCUCGCCAUCCGCCACUGUAACAUCACCGCCCUGCGCAGGGGUGACUUCAGCGGCAUGCCUCUAUUGGCGACUUUGUACCUCGACUGGAACAACAUAUCCACUAUUGAGCCGGGGACUUUCGACGGGUUAUUCCACCUGCAAUCCUUGGCCAUCGGCGGAAACCGUGUCGCUAAGCUCCCCCCAGGUCUCUUCAAGGACAACAAGCUGACAGAUUUUGACGGGUCUGACAACCGUAUCGAGGCUAUCCCGUCUGGUGUGUUCACCAAUCACUCCAGCCUAACAAGUCUGAUUCUGAACGGAAACCGCAUCAGUAUGCUCGGCGAUGAUGCCUUCGCAGGACUGCCGCAACUUGUGGAGAUCCAGAUUAACGACAAUCUCAUCUCUCGUCUCCCUGCUGAUGCUUUAAAGGGUGCUUCCAAGCUCUGGACUCUCUCAAUGCCCAGGAACGCCAUAACAAAAAUAGAACAAGGUGCUUUAUCGGACUGUACCUCUUUGUACAACCUUGAUCUGAGCGGCAACCAACUUACGACUCUAGAAGGAUCUUUGAAGGGUCUCUCAAAUUUAAAUUCUUUGUGGGUUUCCGGAAAUCGUGUUCUCGAGAUAACCAACAGCACUCUGACCAGUCUGACUUCUCUCCGUGACUGUUGGCUGGACAACAACAGGAUCAGGAAAAUAGAAAGCGGUGCUUUCAAGGGGAUGGGGAACCUGAACAAUUUCUACCUCGGUAACAACGACCUCGAAGAGAUGCCUCUGAACGAACUCGUAGGUGUUCUUAAACUUGACCUAGCGAACAACAGACUACAGAGUCCACCCUUGAACAUGACCGCCGCGCCAAACCUUGCAAUAUUGAUGCUUUCGGGCAACCCCAUUAAAAUCAUGGCAUCGUCACAGUUUGCAAGUCUCAAAAGUAUAUUUGAAGUUGAUCUGGACAACGUGACGGCAGUGCGAGAAGACACAAUAAACCCCUGGGCCUUGUGUGGCGCUCCAACUUUACAGUCUGUGUCGUUGAACCACAACAACAUCACAUCGUUCCCUGUCGAUCUUCUGACAUGUGCAGCAAAUCUAACAUAUCUUAGUUUGUCCGGCAACAAGAUGGCAAACUUCAGAAAGGAUGUCUUUUACAACUUACGGAACAUAGUUCAACUGGAUCUUACAGGCAACAGAAUCACGAACAUUUCUACAUUGUCGGUAGCGCUGGAGUCCAUCACGUUCCUAGACUAUUUGACCUUAACCAGUAACCCUGUAGUCUAUCUUCCAAAACACGCAUUUCCAGCCUUUAUACAGACAGACAACGUCGAUCUCAACGACAUGAAGCUUCGCGCAGUUGACAAGGAUGCGUUUGAAUGGAUGGGAAAACUUCAGUCUAUCAAUAUGGCCAAGAACAGGCUCCGAUUCAUACCAGGGAAGCUUUUCGCAAACAUCAGUGUUGAGAAAGUCAACCUGGAGGGCAACCCGUGGUACUGUGACUGUCAGAUGUACGAGUUUGCACAGUGGAUGAAAACCAACAACAUGUCGGAAAAGUUUGAUGUAGUCUGUGACGGACCUGAGACGCUUAAUGGAACCUACUUGUCUGACAUUCCACUUAAGAACCUGACAUGUGACUGUGUUCACUAUCAGGCACCAACUAUCAACACCACAGGGAGCGACACUGUUGUUGUGGCUGGCCAUGACGCACGGCUUGUGUGUAACGUCACAGGUUGUCCCGAAGCAGCUGUCAUCUGGACCACUCCGCUAGGCGACGCUUUCUCAGAGGAUUCGGACGAUCCUCGUUUCUCCGUUUUGUCUGACGGUGGACUGGAGAUUCACGAAGCAAAGACCAUUGAUGCCGGCAUGUACAUAUGUACAGCGAUAAACUACAUCGGAAGUAGUCAAGAAAUCGUUGUUCUCGGGGUUACUGGUUAACUUCAACGCCAAGUAGGACUGUCAGUGCAUCGAUUAAGGUUAGACAUCCAGGUAGUAAGAUGCGCCAAACAGCAGAUACUAAGCAGCUGGACAUGAUUUUGGACACGGUCAGACGGUUCAGACAGGCAUCCAUUUCGUCAGUGACGUCAAAACUAUUAGUGUUUCACAUUGCAGAUCUUUAAUUAACUCCGGGAAGCAGAUCUAGAGGUUUUGUAUGUUUGUGAUGGUGCAUUGUGGUCGCACUAGGGGUGUGUACCGGUACGAAAAAAGGAACUACAAAAAAUCAGUUGACCGUAUCUUGACCAAUGAUUAUAUGGCAGGCGUUCACACGUUUUGGAGCUUAACGCUCUAAGAAAAUAACAAAAACGAAGCAGAGUAGAGUUGAUAGUCAUUUCUACCAAGUUUCUAAAGUCAAACUAAG